CCGACUAAUUUGUCUUCGCAACCACCAACUAAUUUUUCAUCACAUCUACCAACUAGUUAUUCCUCUUAUCCACCACAUAGUUUUUUGUCACAACUACCAAAUAAUUUUUCAUCACAAUCACCAAAGUUUUUAUCGCAACCACCAACUAAACUUACUUCACAACCACCAAUUAAUUCUCUACAACCUCAACCCAAUUUUUCUUCACAACUUCCAACUAAUCCUUCGUCUCAAUCACUACCUAAAUUUUCAAUGCAACCAUCAACUAAGUUAUCAUCGCAACCACCAACUAAGUUAUCUUCGCAACCAUCAACUAAGCUUUCUUCACAAUCAUCAACUAAGUUAUCUUCACAACCACCAACGAAU
Messenger RNA from Scutellospora calospora, 363 nucleotides. The record is from the annotation of a GenBank genome assembly. NCBI's taxonomy places the organism in Eukaryota, Fungi, Glomeromycota, Glomeromycetes, Diversisporales, Gigasporaceae.